CAAGAAAAACCAACUUAGGAAAAAAAUUAAAUCAAAAAAAAUUGAGAGAGACAUGAGAGAGAUACCGAUCAACAUGUGUCAACCAAGAGCUAUGGCGGAAUCAAUUUUAUACGGUGCAGUAAGUAACAUCUUGUCCCUGUUGGCGUCAAUUGCUGGGCAAGAUCUUGGCUUGAAUUUCGGGCAGAAAAAGGAGCUGGAGAAUCUUCGAGGGACUCUCACCACCAUUCACGCCGUCCUUCUGGAUGCUGAGGAGAAGCAGAAGAGCGAUCUUGCCGUGAAAGAAUGGAUAAGUUGGCUGGAAGACGUUGUCUACGAUGUAGACGACUUACUCGACGAAUUCCACUAUGAGAUCCUGCGCCAGAAGACGCUUGCUCGGAGACAGGUACGCAAGUUCUUUUCAUCCUCAAACCCUCUAGCAUUUGGUCUUAAGAUGGGUCGAAGACUUAAGGAGACUAGAGAGAGGCUAGACGCGGUUGCAGCAGAUAUUUCUAAGUUUAACUUGAGUUCAAGAGUUGCAGCAGAUGUGAUACCUAAGAAUAUUGAUAGGGACACUGCCUCAAAGGUGAGAUCGCAAAUAAUAGGGAGAGAGAAAAAUAAAGAGCACAUCGUAGAAAUUUUGUUGCACUGUCGAAAAUCAAUUCUUGUUAUUGCUGGAACUGAAGGUGUAGGAAAGACCUCGCUCGUCCAAUUAGUGUUCAAUGAUGCAAAAAUAAAAUGCUUCUUCAAUGCACGGAUAUGGGUACGUGUUUCUGAAGAAUUUGAUGUGUCCAUAAUUUUUAAGAAAAUGUUGAAGUCUCUUCAAGUAGAUUGUAAAGUGGAUGAUUUGGAUCUACGACAACUACAAAUACAACUUCAUAAUAAUUUAAAAGGGAAGAGAUUAUUGCUUGUGUUGGAUGAUGUGCGGAACAAAGACCAUAUAAAGUGGGGUAAGUUUUCACAAUAUAUGGUGUUUGGUGCUGACGGAAGCAAAAUUCUUGCAACAACUCGCAGUGAGAGGGUUGCAGCUACUAUGGGAGUCAACUUUCCUUAUCAUUUACUAGGUCUCAAUGAGGAUCAAUCUUGGGCUUUGUUUGAGCAUGUGGUAUUUAAAGGACAAGGCCAAAUUGAUUCAAAUCUUAGAGUAAUUGGAAGGGAUGUCGUAAGAAGAUGCAAAGGAAUUCCUCUUGCUAUCAAAUGUUUGGGAGGUUUAAUGAGACAAAAGAUUAAUGAAGAACAUUGGUCGUUUGUCCAAAAAAAUCAAAUCUGGAAGUUACUUACUGAUAGUAGUGUUUUCUUGAUUUUAAGAUUGAGUUACAUUCAGUUACCAGAUCAUUUAAAACAAUGUUUUGCUUUUUGUUCGAUUUUUCCAAAAGACUUCAAAAUAUCUAAAGACAAGUUGAUCCAUUUGUGGCGGGCGCAGGGUUACUUUCAAGUACGGAUUGAAAAUGAGAAUAUACAAGACAUUGGUGAUGAAUACUUCAAUGAUUUACUAUCAAGAUCAUUUUUUCAAGAGGAGGAAAAUGAUGCAUAUGGGAAUAUUGUUAGUUGUAAAAUGCAUGAUCUUAUCCAUGAUUUUGCAUCAUCUGUUGCAAGUCGUAGUUUUUAUUGGAUGAAAGAUGACAAAGAAGAUAUUCCAAGAAGUGCCCGUUACGUGUCACUAGAAAAAAAUUCCAAAAAAGUUGCUUUGACUUUGUCGAAAACAAAGGGGAUAAGGACUAUGUUUUUUCGAACAGAUGUUUACGAGGAUUUAUUCAUUCGAAAUGCAACUUUUUUGUGCUUCAAUUGUUUACGUAUGUUGAAUUUGAGUCAGAUGGGUAUUGAAAUCUUACCAAAUUCAAUUGGUAACUUGAAGCACUUGAGAUACCUUGAUCUUUCUUGUAAUGAUAUGAUGAAAGUGCUCCCAAAUGGUAUAGUCAAAUUGCACAAUUUGCAAACUUUAUUACUUUGUUCUUGCAGCAGACUUAAAGAGUUACCAGGAGAUAUACAACAGCUGAUUAGUUUGGAAUAUCUCGAUAUUGAUGAUUGCUAUGAGCUAAAGUGCUUGCCGAAAGGGGUAGGGGAAUUGACUUCGCUGCAAAGACUGGACAGAUUUAUUGUGAACAGUAGUGUUGAAAAGAGUUUCUCAACUGCAGCCACGUUGAAUGAGUUGAGGGACCUAAAUGACCUUGGAAACUGCUUACGUUUUGAAAACUUAGACAAGGUGAGGAAUGUGGAAUUAGAAUCUAAUGAGGCAAAUUUGAAGGAAAAGAAACGGAUUCGGUCUUUGCGAUUACAUUGGGACCCCCGUGCAAGAAGGCACAUUGAAAAGGAUAAGUUGUUGUUGGAUAAUCUUAGGCCACACCCGAAUUUGAAAGAGCUGGUGGUACACGGGUAUGAAGGAGCAAUGUUUUCGAGUUGGCUAUCUUCCUUGAAUAAUUUAGUCGAACUUGAUAUAGACUAUUGUUGGAAUUGCCAAUACCUGCCACCCUUGGAUCAUCUUUCAUCUCUCAAGUCUCUUAUUCUUCAGCGGUUCAAUGUUUUAGAAUAUAUGACAGAUUCUUUCUCCUUGCCUUGUUCCACACCAAGAACAUCAUUCUUCCCAUCACUUAAGAAACUUGAGAUCCGAGAGUGUCCUAAAUUCAAAGGAUGGUGGUGGACAACGACUAAGAACCAAGGAUCAACCGCUGAGCAGCCUUGCUUUCCUUGCCUUUCCAAGUUAGAAAUCCGCGCCUGUCCAAAGUUAACCUCCAUGCCGCCGUUUCCAUCUCUCGACCAAGAUUUGACUUUGAUUGGAACUAGUAUAAGGGUUUUGCAAGAAACAUUGAAGAUGAAGCCGACCGAGGCUAGCAUGACAUCAGAAGCAUCAUUAUCAUCAGUGACCCUUCCCCUCUCCAAUUUGAAGUCUCUGACUCUUAUUGACAUUAAAGAUCUAGACGCUCUGUCAGAAAAGUUUCUACAAAAUAUCACUUCUCUUGCGCACUUAACAUUAAAAGACUGCCCGAAUUUGGAAUCGCUGCUGCCACAAAAUAUGAACUGCCUCGCCACUUUACAAGAAUUGUCGGUUAUCAAUUGCCCUUUACAGGAAGCGAGCCUUGGUCUAACAAUCUUGAAUUCAAGAAAAAGAAGAGAUGGCAAUGACUUGUGCCAACUCCCUUCCGGCCACAAUUGAAAUGCAGUUAUCUGUGAAUGGAGGCAAGCAACAUUUGCUAAGUAGUGGCUCAAGCGAAUGGGAAACGUGCCCGGAGCUAAGCUGGUUGGGAAACCCCUUGGCAUUCUUUCAAAAUCAAUGUCAAUGGAUCCAUCUUGCCGUUUCCUGGAUGUGUUUUGAGCAGUGACUUCAAUUCUAGUCUGUAGGCCUUUACUUAAUUAAAGCAAACUGAUUAGCAGACCUUAAUACAAAGGUUCUUCCAUGAUAUAUAUGGAGAAGAUUAUUGUCAGUAUUUUAUUAUGUUGA
Messenger RNA from Theobroma cacao (cacao), 3412 nucleotides. Its product is annotated as putative disease resistance protein RGA1. The record is from RefSeq and is a predicted model, not a curated record. Gene Ontology annotation, molecular function: ADP binding. NCBI's taxonomy places the organism in Eukaryota, Viridiplantae, Streptophyta, Magnoliopsida, Malvales, Malvaceae.